This is a messenger RNA of Cryptosporidium ubiquitum, 885 nucleotides long. RefSeq lists its product as uncharacterized. The record is from RefSeq and is a predicted model, not a curated record. Gene Ontology annotation, molecular function: tRNA guanylyltransferase activity; magnesium ion binding. The coding region runs from base 1 to 885 and encodes 294 amino acids. The transcript has 3 exons. Lineage: Eukaryota; Apicomplexa; Conoidasida; Eucoccidiorida; Cryptosporidiidae. Gene Ontology annotation, biological process: tRNA modification.
AUGGCUUGUAGCAAAUACGAGUAUAUUAAAACUUACGAACAACCUAUUAGGAUCGUCAAAAAUUGUUGGUUUGUAGUUAGAAUUGACGGCCAUAGCUUUCAUGAGGAUCACAAGUUUCAAAAACCAAACGAUAAACAAGGACUAGAUCUAAUGAAUCGCUGUGCCGAAAAUGUAAUGAAAAACUUGGGUGACAUUGUUAUUUCAUACGGUCAGUCCGAUGAAUUUAGCUUUAUUUUCAGAAGAAAAACUGACUUAUGGAAUAGAAAAAGCGAUAAAAUACUAACUAACGUCGUAUCUUUGUUCACGUCUUCCUUCGUUUUUUAUUGGGAUAAUUAUUUUCCCAACACAAAGCUUUUGUAUCCUCCAACUUUUGAUGGGAGAAUAAUUACAUACCCAACCGAUGAGGAUAUUAAAACAUAUCUUUCAUGGCGUCAAGUAGAUUGCCACAUAAAUAAUCUAUACAAUACAUGUUUUUGGUCUUUAGUAUCUAUAAAAAAAUUGACUGAACAAGAAGCAACAGAAAAGCUUAAAUUUACAGAUUCAUCUUACAAAAACGAAUUACUGUUUCACGAAUUUGGAAUAAAUUAUAAUAAAACUUCUCCACAAUUUAGAAAAGGGACAACAAUUUAUAGGGCUAAGCCAAAGGAAAAGAAGUCUAGAGAUGAAUAUUUAUUGUUGAAAAAUAAAAAGGAUGCUCCAUUAUUAGAUAAUUGUCAAGAAAUGACUAUUGAAAUGAAUUGUAAAGAACAUACAGAAUUAGAUAAGCCGUCAAAUCCAAUAUGGAGGGUGAAUGAUGAAACGGUUAUUAUUAAGUGCAUAUAUAAAUGCUAUAGCGACAUAAUUCAAAAGAAAUUUUGGCUUGAAAAUGAUUUUCUUUUGGAGUAG